AUGUUUACAAAGAAGAAUGGUUGGAGGGAGAGAGGGAAAAGACAAGACGAGGAGGAAAGUCGUGGAAGGCUGCCCGUUGUCCAUCAACCCCAUGCAUACUGCAGACCUUGUCUGAGGGCGCUUAUAGAAACCAUACCCCAUGGCUUCGGAUCCCGCAUCAAAUUCAAAGUGUCAGCUUUCGCUCGUGGCACCCCUGAUGUUUGCGCUUAUGGACCAUGCACGAGUUCUAUGCAAAGUUGUCCGGCUGUAGAUACAGGUCAAGUAAGUGUAUGUAGUGCUGCUAGAUGGGAUGAUACAGUAGAGUAG
Messenger RNA from Botrytis fragariae, 306 nucleotides. RefSeq lists its product as uncharacterized. The transcript is spliced from 2 exons. Lineage: Eukaryota; Fungi; Ascomycota; Leotiomycetes; Helotiales; Sclerotiniaceae. The coding region runs from base 1 to 306 and encodes 101 amino acids. The record is from RefSeq and is a predicted model, not a curated record.